Caenorhabditis briggsae is the source of this 1572-nucleotide messenger RNA. RefSeq names its product Protein CBR-MDT-1.2 (gene Cbr-mdt-1.2). The record is from RefSeq and is a predicted model, not a curated record. The coding region runs from base 1 to 1572 and encodes 523 amino acids. NCBI's taxonomy places the organism in Eukaryota, Metazoa, Nematoda, Chromadorea, Rhabditida, Rhabditidae. The transcript is spliced from 7 exons.
AUGCCGCGUGAUAUCCCCGCUACCAAGGGUGUCUACCUGCUCGAGCGUGUAACCAACAAAGAAAUCAACUUGGAGAAUAUCGACGAGGAAAUGCGAAUGGAGCAGGUCCGUCAGGCGGGCGCCAAACUUGAUUGGGCAUCGUUCGGACAGGCAGUUCGCCGCAAUUUGCAGGAGAAACGGAAUACGAUUGAUGCCGACGGACGCAUCGAUGUGCUGAAGAGUCUCGCCUUUAUGAAGACAAAACUGCCAAUUGAGGCAGACGCACCAAUGGAGGAAAAAAUCCGAAUCUUGGCAGAAAGCUUGGGAUGUACACAUGUCAGAACCACCCGCGGCUGGACCAUCACCAAACCCGAAGAGCUCAACGUGGACCUAACAAUCAAGAACGGAGAAGUCGACACCGUUGUUCUGAGUUUCUGGGAAGAGGCCGCUUUCUAUUCUGGCGAAGCGACAAAAAUGCUUCACAAAGGAGAGUGGAGCGAGCUUCGUGACAGACUAGCUAGCAUGCUCGCUGUGUACAACAAGGAUCUGGAUAGAAACGACAGAAAAACCUGCAAAGCUGCAAUGGACGUGCUUGGAUCUAUGCUCAAAACAAUGAAUGCGGAUGAGAUGUACACAUCGAUUCAGAACAACAAUUAUGGGUACUAUCUCCAUCGCUCAGAUUUGCGUCAGGGACGGCUCUACUACAAUGUUGAACCUCUCUAUCGUCGUGUCCGCUCGAAACAUCACACGUAUAGCUUGCAGAAAGAGGAUUGGGAUAUUCUUCCAUUCUUUGAGUUCUCGUUUGUCCCAAGCGACAGUGUCCACGCUUUUCCAGAGCAUAAUCCGUAUGGCGAAUGGAAGGAAACAGGGUCGGCCAAGGCUGCAGUCUGCUUGAAACUGUCAAAAGGUGUCCUCGUCAGCGAGCCAACUCGCAGAAAGCUUCACGAGAUUAGUGCAAGAUCUACCACAAUCCAAUGCUACACCAACUGCUACCGUUACUUGACUGGAAGUGUUCUCAUCAAGGAUAACCUCAAAAUGAUCACCCAAUUCCCUGGCGAAUGCACUCAACAUCACUACACCAUUGAUAGAUCUUCAUUCACUAGCGAAGGGGACUCAGUGAUCACUGAGAUUUAUUUGAAGCGCCUUCAAGACUUCCACAAAGUCAUCGAGAUUCUCCGCAAGGAAGCCAUGCAUAUCAGCAUUUGGGAAUCUGUCUUGGCGGAUUGCUAUGAGCUGCAAGGUCUUGAGGAACGUGUGGUUCCGGCAAUCAACAUGUUUGUGAAUUUGUCCAGAGACAUGAUCACGGUCAGAUUUAUGACCAAGUACGCGCCCAUCAGAGUUUGCAUUCGGGAUGGUGUUUGGAUCGAGGCCAAGGUCGAGGUGGUGAAUGAUCAGACUGGAGCAAAAGUUGCAGAUCGUGUCGAUGAGCUUCUGACUCGCAAGCUGAAUGAGACAUGGAGCAUCCCAAUCAUGCUCACUUUUGCCGUUUCUGGAGAGGACUGUGCCUUGGAGCAAAUGAAGGUUCCACUACGCGAGGAGAACCCGGAAACCAAACUUCCAACACCAACCAAAAUUAUUGUCCACAAAAACUAA